CCAACCUCAGCCCCCUUCAGCUUCCUGCAGAAAAUGGCCAAAGGGAGACGCUUCAACCCACCUUUAGACAAGGAUGGAAGAUGGUUCCCUCACAUUGGACUAAUGCAAAAGACACCAGAAUCCAUCACACGUACCAUGUUAAAAGAGUCCAAUAGUCCACGUUUAUCUCGGCAAGUGGAGGAGAAGUUACCGCCGAUCUACAAAGUGCGGGAGAAGCAAGCAGUGAAUAACAACUUCCCCUUCUCUGUACACGACAAUCGUCACAGCUCUCAGAACUCUGGAUUCUACCUCGACUCUGGCCUGGGACGUAAGAAGAUCUCCUCAGAAAAAAGGCAACACAUUUCAAGAAAUUUCAAUCUUUGGGCAUGUGACUAUGUUCCAUCUUGUCUUGAUGGCUUUUCAAAUAACCAAAUAUCAUACGUCUGUCAGGAAGCUGUGGUGGUCCCAAUUUUCAGACGCUUUCCAAGACAUUAUAAUGAGUUAUGGAACACUUUUAAAUUUAUUCCCCAGCAAAGCUAUACAGAGUAUUUGAAAAAGAAUCCAAAAGUAAGGUUCGUGAUUAACAAAAAGGCCGGUUCUCCACUGGAGCCCUAACCCUUCCAGAAGAUUCCUGAUGAGUUUUGCAAUAUUGUUAUUUCAUCACACAUUCUAAAAGUAUGUAUUUUCUGAUC
Molecule: messenger RNA, 671 nt
Organism: Delphinapterus leucas (beluga whale)
Lineage: Eukaryota; Metazoa; Chordata; Mammalia; Artiodactyla; Monodontidae
Source: RefSeq, a predicted model, not a curated record